Hyaena hyaena (striped hyena) is the source of this 1056-nucleotide messenger RNA. Its product is annotated as serine protease 33-like. Lineage: Eukaryota; Metazoa; Chordata; Mammalia; Carnivora; Hyaenidae. Gene Ontology annotation, biological process: proteolysis. The record is from RefSeq and is a predicted model, not a curated record. Bases 1 to 999 code for a protein of 332 amino acids. The transcript has 5 exons. Gene Ontology annotation, molecular function: serine-type endopeptidase activity.
AUGUCGCAGGCCCUCACUGCCAUCCUGCUCUCCCUCCUCUCCGUGGCUCUCCAGGGGAGCCCCCCGGGUCUCCCGUCCGACCCCUCCCUGGAGAAUGCCAGCACCAUGGGCCUGGAUUCAGUGUGCGGACGCCCACACGUGUCAGGCCGCAUCGUGUCUGGGCAGGACGCCCAGCCGGGCCGGUGGCCAUGGCAGGUCAGCCUGAGGGAGAACAGACAGCACGUGUGCGGGGGCUCCCUGCUCGCCGAGGACUGGGUGCUGACUGCAGCCCACUGCUUCGACCAGAAGCAGCCGCUGUCCAGCUACCUGGUGCUGCUGGGCUCCAUCUCCUCCUACCCCCAGGCCGGGGACCCCCAGGAGCUCCACGCGGUGGCCCAGGUCAUCACGCACCCCGAGUACUGGGAGGAGAACAACAGAGCGGACAUCGCCCUGGUGCGGCUGGCCUCACCUGUCACCUUCAGUGGCCACAUCCUUCCGGUCUGCCUCCCCAAACCUGGAGACCCCCUGGGUCACGGCACCUGGUGCUGGGUCACCGGCUGGGGGAACGUCGCCACGAGCCUACCGCUCCCUCCGCCCUUCACCCUGCAGGAGCUGCACCUGCCCCUCAUCGACGCCCAGACGUGUAACAGCUACUACCUGGAGAGUCCCGGCACCGUGGGCGCGGGGUCCGCCAUCCUCCAGGACAUGCUGUGUGCCGGCUUCGAGAGCGGCCAGAAGGAUGCCUGCGGGGGUGACUCGGGAGGCCCCCUGGUCUGCGACAUUGGUGGAGUCUGGACCCAGGCAGGCGUUGUGAGCUGGGGAUCUGACUGCGCCCUCCCAAAAAGGCCAGGGGUGUACAUCAACGUCAGCGUCUACACUGCAUGGAUUGCCAGCACCAUCCGGGGCUCAGCCCCGGACACCAGAAACUUCUCUCCAAGCCGUGCCGGGCUCCUCUUCCCUGCCAUGCUGCUCAUUCUGUGUCCACUGGUGGACGCGCUGGUCUCCCUGGGCCUCGCCUAACCGGGCAGCCAGCCUCGCGGCCACAGCCAUGUGUGCCCUUUCCCUGUGGCUGCCAGC